UUUUAUUUAUUUGGCCCAGUGAAUUUUUCAAGAUGGCGUUUUACCACACGAUGUGUUUCGUGUUUACUGUGCUCAUCAUCUGCAACCUCGUUUUGUACCCCUCAAUUUUCAGCAGCGUUUUCAGAAAAUGGUUUGGAUCAUCGGAGCCGGUAGAAGGAGAAAAAGAGAAAACACCAGAAAUGCCGCCACAAAUGAGGAACGGUCCUAGGACCCAAGGAGCAACAAGACGCAUGGAGAUGGAGCGAGCUGCCCAGCGUAACAUGAAACAUGCGGAUCCAGCUUCUUACUUUGCGCAGCAGAAGCAGGAAGCGUCCAGCAAGGGUCGCGGGCUGCUGGGGUCAGUACUUCCUGUGUACGCUGUGGGCAUUGUCAUCUACUUCGCGUACAUCAUGUACAGGAUAUUCCUGAAAGACAAAUCCAAGAGCAACGGGAACGGUUCAGGCGCCAGCCUGUGGGACUCCAACCAGGACGGCGCCUCGCUGCAGCGCGUGCAGCAGGAGCAGCUGCAGAAACAGCUGUCGGAGCAGCUACGGGCCGAGAACUACACCGGCAUCACGGCCAAGAAAGCUGGCAAGGCCAGCAAGGCUAAGAAACAACCGGUCAGGAAAGAUCUACCUGUAGAUACAUCAGGGGGAACUCCAGACGAAGUGGCGGCCCUCAAGAAACGAUUGGAGGACACCGAGCGCUCCAUGCAACGCAUGAUGGAAAUGAUGAACAGCAUGGGCAUUGCCAUGAGCCAGGUCACCGAGCAGCUCACAGGUUCAGUGCCGACAGAUCUGGCCGACUCUCUCAACCGUCCCAUCCAGCAUGCUGAAGAGGAGGCUAGCGAUGAAGGCGAGGGGGACUUGGACUCCAACCUCGAUUCCGAAGAUGACGACGGCGAUGUGUCGGGACAGGAGGAACCCAGGCUGGUGAAGAAGACUAGGCAGGAUGACGAUGAGGACUGUACCACUGAUGAGGAGGGGGGUGAUGUGGAGGUCAUUGGAGAGGCCAGUAUGGAGCAUUCCGACACCGUGCGUAGAAGACUAGUGCCAGCCGUUGGGGGAGAGAGCUAAUACGCUUGAACUUUUGUGGUUUGGUUUGGUUUUGUUAUUUGCUUCAGCUUUAAAUAAUGAAUUUUAGGAUGUGACUUGGGGCCGAUUUAUACGUCGGCGAAGGGCAAUUCCUAAUUUGAUGUAUAUACAGGAGCUGAUGUGAGGAGAUUGAUAUUUAAGAUGUGGAAUUGUGGCAUUGCUUUUAAUUUUGAAGAAUUUGACCUUGGUCAUGUUGGUGCACUUUGCGUUUCUCAGAUAGUCGGCAAAGGUAACAUGACAUGUGGUGGAUGAUAUGAUUGGAGUAAAACAACAAACAAACAAACAAGGAUGACGCGGUUAGAGUCACAGACAUAUAAACGCAUAGACCGCCAGGUCCUAUUCAAAACUUCAUGAGGAUUUUGCGAUCUUCGCAGCGCCCGACUAAAAUCAAAAUAUGACAUGGUUAAAGUCA
This is a messenger RNA of Patiria miniata (bat star), 1485 nucleotides long. RefSeq names its product resistance to inhibitors of cholinesterase protein 3-like. Gene Ontology annotation, biological process: synaptic transmission, cholinergic; protein localization to cell surface. The transcript is spliced from 6 exons. Bases 33 to 1055 code for a protein of 340 amino acids. The record is from RefSeq and is a predicted model, not a curated record. Lineage: Eukaryota; Metazoa; Echinodermata; Asteroidea; Valvatida; Asterinidae. Gene Ontology annotation, cellular component: intracellular membrane-bounded organelle; neuronal cell body; neuron projection.